AUGCCUGAGAUCGACGUCGGCUUCAUUCCAAAAUGGUUCCCCCGAUUUUUCUGCCUGCUUUCUUUCAUUUCCAACUCUCUACUAAUCUACCUUGUUGUGACUCAAAAUAAGUGCAAAAUCGGCCCUUAUCGGCAAUUUUUGGUAUGUUUCGCCGUAUUUGAUAUGACCUACUCGGCCGUUGACGUUAUUGUGGGAAUGGUUAGUUAAAAAAGCAUCCUUAACUUUUUCACAAUGAUUCAUUUUCAGGCUUCACACAACUACAAGUCAGCUUUUGCCGUUUUUGUUAGCCACGGACCCCUUGUUGAUGUGAGAAUUCAUAAAAUAAGGAGCUUUCAAGCAUUACCUGAAUCAAACAAUCAACUUCUUUCAAAGUUAACUUUUUUGUUCUCAGAACCCUCUCGCUGGCAAAAUCGGCAUAGUCAUUCGCUGCGCAUUCAUUUGCCUGAGUUACGGUAUUUUCGAGAUACACUUUAUUUAUCGCUACAUUGCCUUGUGCAGGUUUUCACUCAUUUGAAACCUUUUCCAAACUUUCUCAGGCCAAAAAAGAUACACUGGUUCACCCGGCCAGUGUACAUAUUCGGAUGGUUCUGCUUUUGGCUAUUUUUUGGUUUAUAUUGGGCUUUCGCUGGCUCUUUAUCUUAUUUGGAUGAAGAGGAGCGCGAAUACCUACGUGAAAAUUUUCUUGCCACCUACAACGUUAAUAUAGAUGAACUCGGGGUUAUGGGCUUCCGAUACGACGUUUUUCACAAAAAAUAGAAGAUAUCAAAAAAUUGAAGAUGUUCAGGCGAAUCAACCAACUACAAUUGUGAGAACUUGCAUAUCUUUGGGCAUGGGAAACAUCAUAUCGAUAGCGGUUAUUGUUUCCUAUGGAAUUAUGGGAUACAAGGUAAUAAUAAAAAAUUGGAAAAUACAUACAUAUAUAGCAAAUUAGGCUACAAAAUCCGAGGUUAUUCACUCUAUAAGGUCUUUCAGCCAUGGAAUUUUCAAAACUAACAUUGCUCAAAAUUGUAACGGUUUUGAGCCAAGAAUUUUAGUAAGGUAAUGCGCUCCAUGGGUGACUCCCAGAAAUGGAUUUUUCCAUUCAAGUUUUCUUGUUUCUUUUUAAAGAACAUAAUAAAAUAUUAAAACGCGGUUAAUCAAAUAACCGAGCUUUUAAGUUGAAUGUGAUUCGAAUUUUUGCUGAAAAUUUUUCAGAUAAACAAAUUUCUGAAAAUUUCUACAAUCAGUUUGACAGCUAAACGGAUUCACCGGCAGUUAUUUCUAGCCUUAAUCGCCCAAACUACAAUUCCUUUUGUAGUCAGCUUCUUGCCCUGUCUCUGUUUGUGGUACACGCCUUUAUUUGGUAUUAAUUUGGGAAGGUGAGCCCUAAAAAUUAAAUACAGAGGAGAGAUUAAGAUUCCAGCUUCAACAACAACUACACAAUCCCAAUGCUUAGCGCUUUCCCAUUUUGUGAUCCCAUCGCCAUAAUUGCUAUUUUUUCUGAGUACCGAGCUUAUAUCUUGAAUAUCCUUGGAGUCAAGACCAAAGUGAUGGAAACACGAGACUCCUCUUCUAUCCAAACCAGGGACACCCUAUCUGAGUCUAAAAAUCGUAUACAACAUGUAAAAACGGCAAUAUUCAAGAUUCUACCCCAUAAUUGACUUUUUCAAUGAUUUCGAUAAUAAAAUUUGGCAACAGAGCCAUUGAAGUUUGAUGAAAAAUCUUCGGCUUGAAAAAAUUCUAAUGAUAAGUUUCAAAAAUAUGGAAACCGUCAAUUUCCGAGCCAUACGCUGGACUUCAGAAGUUUGCUCCACAUUUCAAAAAAUAGAGAUUGAGAGAGUUGCGGAAAGGUUUUCAAAAGGGUGUAUUCAUGAACAAUUGUCUACAUAGGGCUAGAAUUAAACAUUUAUGAUUAUAGGCUACAGACUGAAACUUCAAUCUUUUUUUUUCUAUGGUUCGGCAGACUUUUCUCUCUUGCUCAGAAAGUCACAGAAUAUUUUUCUCUUACUUAAAAUGCCUGAGAUCGACGUUGGCUUCAUCCCAAAAUGGUUUCCCCGAUUUUUCUGCCUACUUUCUUUUAUUUUCAAUCCACUACUGAUUUAUCUAGUUAUAACCCAGAAUAAGUGCAAAAUCGGUCCUUAUCGACAAUUUUUAGUAUGUUUCGCCUUAUUCGACAUGACCUACUCUGCUGUGGAUACUUUUGUGGGAAUGGUAAGGAAUCUUCUUUUCUUUUCGAGAUAAAGUUUAUUUUUCCAGGCGGCGCAUCACUACGAAUCAGCUUUUACCGUUUUUAUCAGCCACGGACCUCUAGUUGAUGUAAGUAAACUUUAAAAAAAACCUUUUGAAAUUUUGAUUGAGCUUAAGAAAAAGCAGGAAAAAUCUUCGGUUCGAUUUCAAACAUUUUUUUUUGUUAUUUUUUUGACAUGUGAGCUUAGAAUUACUGAUAUUUAACUCCAUGAAAUCCUCCUCAUCAACACUUGUAACUGUCUGACUAGUCUUUGCUCUUCUUUUACUCAUCAGUAAGUUUAAAGGAACGGUCAAUAAAGUACCAAGUUUUAAAAAUCAUUCAAAAAUCGGGAGAAAAUUUUGAAUGAAGCCAAUCUCAACUUUCUAAUAAAUAAUCUCAGGACCCAGUCAUUGGAGAAGCCGCCCUAGUCUUACGUUGUUCAUUCGUUUGCCUGAGUUACGGAAUUUUCGAGAUUCACUUCAUCUAUCGUUACAUUGCACUGUGCAGGUUUUUAUCCCUUUUCGCUUGUAAAUAUCACUUUUUCAGACCAAAACUCAUUCACUGGUUCACGCGACCAAUCUAUAUACUCGGCUGGAUCUGUUUCUGUUUAUCUUUCGGCAUAUAUUGGGGUUUCGCCGGAUCUUUGAUUUAUUUGAACAGGGAGGACCGCGACUUUCUACGUGAGACUUUUCUCGUCAACUUCAAUGCAAAUAUCGAUGAGAUGGCCAUUCUUGGAGUGCGUUAUAAGGUUUACCGUGAGAAAAGUUAAUAAUCAACCUUAUAAUUGAAUUUUGGGCAACCCUACCUUCUACAGUUCUGAGAACUUCGAUAACAAUGAUAAUGGUUAAUACUAUUUCGGUAGUAGUUAUUAUUUCCUACUGUGUCUUGGGAUACAAGGUGAUGAUAAGAAUCAACAUUUUUGACGAAAAAAUUUCAGAUAAACAAGUAUCUGAAGAUCACUACGAUCAGCACUGCCGCAAAAAGAGUCCAUCGCCAAUUGUUUUUAGCUUUGAUCGCCCAAACGGCUAUUCCUUUUUUGGUCAGCUUUGUACCCUGCUUAUUCCUCUGGUAUACGCCAUUUUUCAGUGUAAACUUGGGCAGGUCAGUUUCGACCAAUCUCGAAAAAACAAAUAAAAUUCUUAGCUUCAACAACAUCUACACGAUUCCCAUGCUCAGCGCUUUCCCGUUUUGUGAUCCAAUAGCGAUUAUCGCUAUAUUUUCUGAAUACCGAGCUUAUAUCCUCAACUUAUUCGGAUUCAAAACAGCAGUCAAGAAAGUCCAAUAUUCUUCAGCCAAUCAAUCUGCCGAGGUUCCGAUAGAUCCAAGAAAUCCCAUAAAAACUAUCAAAUCAGUUUUCUUCGGCAUCUUUGGUCAUAAUCAACUUACUUCAUGAUUACAUGAUCCCAAUAAAGAUGCUUCAACAUUUUGGACAGUUGUUUGGAAAUCAAGGAACUGUUGUUUUAAAAUGGGAAUCUCAGUUUUUAAAACUUUUGAAACAAACGAUACAUGUAAAGGUAUUUCUGAACAUCAAUCUUCAAUUAUUUACCAAUUUCUUCAAAUUAAGUUCAUUUCUACUACCUAGUCAAAACAGGAAUAACUUUUUGAUGACGCAGUUCAAAAACUUCCAUUCUUUGAACUUGAGAAUUUCGCCCUCAAAGGUCGGAAAGGCUGUGAAAGGCUAUCAUGCGAAUUUAAUUUUUUUGAUUAUAUGGUCACACGAAAGGUUAGACACAAAAAAUUAAAACCAGUCCGACUUUUCUUUAAGGUUUCAAAAAAAAACCACAUAAAAAAGAGUGCGAAAAAUAAUUUCAACAAGAAAGCUGUGGAGAGAGAAAAUUCAAAAUGAGAUGGUUAAUUGAGUUCCCUGAUCUAAAAAAAUGCACAUUUUUUUUACUUUUCAACUAAUUUUUACGCUGGUCAGGUGUCUUAUCUAUGCGUCUCGGUUGGGCUAAAAGGGGAGAACAACGAGCGCAAGAAGCAGUAGGUGUCCCAGCUAAGUUUUUUUCGGCAACCCAGCUGUGCCCAGCAAUCGGUGAUUCUACUGUGGUAAAAAAAUUAUUAUUAUCUGAUUUCAUCACGUCGACUAGUCGGUCUCAUUGCCGCUCUCUCAUGGGAUAAUACUCCGACGCCCGUCGGCCCUGGACAAGCUGGGCAUUGUACUGUUCCAACAUGGUGAAGCAUUUUAUUCGCUGGUACUACCACCCACAGGACCACAUUAUUUCCCAACUCUAGCUGUCACUCCGUGACUUAUUGGACAGCGAUUGUGGACCGUAACCCGUGCCGACGACUAAAUCUUCGAUUAUACCAUGAUUCAGCAGAGAUUCUCUGCAUCUUACUCUGAAGACUGAAUAAAUUGAGAUUGAAAUUGAAUUGAAAAAAAUGUAUUAGUUUUGCUCACGGGCUUAAAACGGGCAGACCCACUGAGACCCCGUGCUGGAACGGCUGGCUAACCCUCAUGAGCAUGAGUGGGAGUUAUAUAGCUCAUUCCGCGCUAGCUUGCCGCAAUUUUUUUUUCCUCCUACCCGUGUUCCGUGUAUUUUCUUCAUUCCGUGUAUUUUCUUCACUCGAAGUGGUAGCUCUCUCAACCGGCCGAGGCUACCCUAGAGUGUACACGGCGUCCGUGUCCGAGCCCUACUAUCCCCGCCGUGCCCGUACCCGCGAAACUGAGAUAUCUACUUGUGGAAGAACGAGGCGGACCGUAAGACCAUGCUUUCAACUCAACCGACUACACGUUUUGACUUCUUUUUCGCCAAAGGCGGUGUUAGUGCCGCUCAAAAGAGCAAUUUUUUCACCGCCUAGUCGAUUCCAUCUGACUAAAACAACCAAUAAAUAUUGAUUGAGUGACCCUUCCAGAAAGCUUCGUUUCGAUGCGCGUGGUCUGCCUGUGUGUCUGCGCCUUUAAAAUAACAAAUCUUUCAGAUAAAAUUAAAGGCGCGAGAAAAGAAAGAAGCCGUUUCAAUCAAAAGGAAGCUUCCCAGAAGGGUUCUGUAGCUCGGAGAGAAAUAAAAAAACAGUGCAAGCUGGACCGGGAUGGGCUAUAACGACUUAUCAGAGAAAGGGAAAAUGGCACCCUAAUCCAACUAAAAGCGUGAUAUUUUAUUCCUUAUAUUAAGCGUGGUACUCGCAAGAAAUUCCUAGAAAAGCUUCCCGAAACUUUUAAAAAGUGACUAUUUAUGAUUCUUUUGUACCAAUUUGUAAAAUAAAAAUGUCCGCAAAAAUUUAAAAUUUACUUGAAAUUGUACAAAAAUUUUUACUUUCCCAAAUAAAGUUUACAAAGGAGCUCAAAGUUUUAUCAAAUUAUCCCGCCUGUUCGAACUUCCUAUUGAAGCUAUGAGUUUUAGAAUGAUUCGAUGAACUCAAAAGCUUUUGAACUUCAUUUCAUAGAAUAAAAACCGGAAGAGCUGUGUGAGGUUAUCAUGAAAAAUAUUUUCAAAAAAAAUUUCGCUCGUUGUUUUUCUGCUUUUUAGAUGAGCCAACUUGACGAGAAACUAUAGUGCGCUUUCUUACGGUAAGAUAUCUUCUGAUCUCACUCAAAAAAUCACAGAACACUUUCCUCAAUGGACGAAAUCGACGUUGGCAUUGUUGCCAAAUGGCUUCCCCGUUUAUUCUGCCUCCUUUCAUUCAUUUUCAAUCCACUACUGAUCUACCUUGUUGUGACCCAAAAUAAGUGCAAAAUCGGUCCUUAUCGACAAUUUUUGGUCUGUUUCGCCUUAUUCGAUAUGACAUACUCUGCCGUGGAUUCUCUUGUAGGGAUGGUGAAAAAACUCAAAUUUUAUUCGGGAAAAAAGUGAAUUUCAGGCGGCUCAUCACUACGAAUCGGCUUUCACUGUUUUUGUCAGUCAUGGGCCUCUAGUUGGCGUAAGUUUUUUCUUGAUUUUUCGAUAUAGAAUAAAUGAACUGUGCAAUGUGAGCGUUUAUUUUACAUCAUGACAAGCUUCAAUUUAUUUAUCCAUCUGAUGGAAAAGAUCAAUAUAUUUGUUUAUUUUUACAAGAGCUUUAUUCAUAUUCCAUUUUUUUUUUCUACAGAUUGAAUUUGAAUUAAAUUUUUCGAAAAACUAGAAAUUCUUAGGACCCCGUGAAUGGACAAACCGCUCUAAUCAUUCGUUGUGGAUUCAUCUGUCUCAGCUACGGUAUUUUCGAAGUACACUUCAUCUAUCGCUACAUUGCCCUGUGCAGGUUUGUUCUCUCUUCAUAACGAAAGAUCAUUUCACUUUGCACUCCGAAAAAUCGGCACUAUACUUCUUGAUCAGCCAAAAAAAAUAUCCUGAGAGUCUCCGAAAACUUCCUGUUUUUUGACGCCGCGUAGUCGAUUACAUCUGACUAAAACAACGAAUAAAAAAAUAUUGAUGCUUACAGACGUAGUAAUUUAGAAGGUGGAAACUUGCAGAAUCCUUUAGUUGCCCCAUCAAGGAGUGUUUUUACCAAUUUUCCAAGUUGCAAACUGAAAUGACCUUCCUUGUUGGUUACAAAACUCUUUCAGACCGAAUCUGAUCAAUUGGUUUACUCGACCAAUAUAUAUUUUCGGAUGGAUCUGUUUCUGUAUGUUAUUUGGAGUCUAUUGGGUUAUCCCGGCAUCAAUGGUUUAUUUGGACAAGGCGGACCGAGAUUUUCUUCGUGAAACUUUUCUUGUCAAUUUCAACGCGAACAUCGAUGAGAUGGCCAUUCUUGGAGUGCGUUAUAAGGUUCAAAUUGUGGAGAAAUAAAUGAUUUGUUACAAAAAUCUCAGGCGCCUCUACCGUCUACGAUUCUGAGGACUUGUAUAGCGAUGGGGAUGGUUAAUUUCAUCUCGGUUGCAGUUAUCGUUUCCUACUGUGUCAUGGGAUACAAAGUGAAUGAAAGUCUACAUUUCAUGACUGUAACUUAUAACUUUCAGAUAAACAAAUACCUGAAAGUGACCACAAUCAGUGCGGCUGCCAAAAGGGUUCACAAACAGUUAUUCCUAGCAUUAAUCGCCCAAACUACGAUUCCUUUUGUGGUCAGCUUCUUACCGUGUAUUUUCCUAUGGUACACGCCUUUAUUCAAUGUCAGUUUGGGAAGGUGAGUACACUAAUAAGGGAAGAUAGAAUUUUUGAAAAUCGGCUGAUAUUUAGCUGGCUUUUGCUACUCAAAAGAGUUUUCUGAAGAAUUCCUAAAAAAAUUACUUCUUUUCCUUCGGAGUCUCUAAUCCUCACAAUUUAAAUGUCAAAACCUUCCAGCUUCAACAACUACUACACGAUUCCCAUGCUCAGCGCUUUUCCGUUUUGUGAUCCUAUCGCCAUCAUCGCUAUUUUCUCCGAAUACCGAGCUUAUGUUCUCAACCUCUUCGGACUCAAAACAAAAGUGAAGAAUAUACAUUCUCCAUCUCCCUCCGAUACUACCGACGCAGAAUCAAGGAGUCGAAUAAAAACUAUCAAAUCUGUUUUUUCCAAUAUCUUUGGCCAAAAUCAAAGUGUUGCAUGAUUUUAGUAAACUUUGAAAAGUCCUAUUCAAGUCCAACAGACACUGAAAAGAAAACCCAUUUUCAGAGCUUUUAGAGCUUACAGUACUGGCCAUAAAGGUAUUUCAAAGUGGUAAUUCGAGCAUAACUUCUCUGAAAGUGGCUCAAAUGACUUGAAACGUUGAAAAAAUUUUAAAUAACUACGCAGUAACUUUUUCCCAAAAGAAAAACUCAUUUGCUCAAGUAAAACCGGAUUUGAGAGCAAAAAACCAAAAGUCGUGAAAAUGAAGAUUUUUUUCUUGAGAUUCGAAAAAUCAUAUCUUCGAAGAAACUCCGAUUUGAAAUCAGAAACUUUUUUUCCCGGUAAAACAAGUCUUCGACUUCCCAAAAAACCUAAUCAGCCCCCUAUCAACCCGAUAGCAAGAGCGUAGUGACUUUUUCUUUGGAAGGCCUUUUUCUUUUUGACGCCUCGUCAUUCAGAUGGACUAUACGAGGUCAUUUUUUUUUUUAGAACAUCAUGUUUCCUGUUGAAAAACUUCGAAAUGCCCUCAAGAAUAGUUUCAUAUCGUUUUCUUAAGCUUUGUCACUAUAUCCUCUCUCCAGAACUCGCUUACUUCAUUAGGUCUGAUUUUAAAAGCUCGGAUUUAAACAGUUUUUCUGGACUUACGGGCAUUCAAAGCAGUUUUUAUCUGAUCAAUCGCUUUUCAAUCGUGAUAUCGAGAAUAAAUAAUGGCCAAAUUGCAGUCUCCCACUUCCUGAAGACUGCUAAUUUUUUUGCUGAAGCAUUAGUUUCACAAGAUCAAAAACUUAUUUUCCCAUAAAGUUUGAAGAAACGUUUUACAAUGCCUAUUUUUGACCUGAGAGCUAGAAAGAGGAGUUACAAAUUUAUCUAAUGAUCUUAAACGUUUAAAAAUUUUUAAAAAGGGGUUUUUAUCAUAUUUCACAAGAUUUAGAGCCUUCUAAGCAACACUUGCUAAAACGAAGUUUUGAGAACUUUAAGAAACUCAGUAUAACUCACUAUAUCUUUUGAAUAGGUAAGCGAAACACAGUGAAUCUUUUUUUAUUCUUAUUCAUAAAGGUUCUGAAAAAGCUUUGGAAUCUGAAAUAAGAAAUUGAGAAUGUUCUGAUUUUUGAAAAAAACAGAGCAGAACCGCUCCAAAUCAGAGGUUUCAAAAAUCAGACCUAGUGAAGUAAGCGAGUUCUGGGCAGAGGAACAGUGACAAAGCUCAAGAAAACAGUAUAAAACUAUUUUUUUGAGGGUGUUUUGAAGUUUUUUCAACAUGAAACAUGGUGUUCUCAAACAAAAAAAUGACCUCGUAUAGUCCAUUUGAAUAACGAUGCGUCAAAACACAAAGGCCUUCCAAAGAAAAAGUCACUACGCUCUUACUAUCGGGUUGGUAAGGGGCUGGUUGAACUUUUUGGAAAGCCGAAGUCUUGUUUUACCGGGAAAAAAAAGUUUCUGAUUUCAAAUCGAAGUUUCUUCGAAGAUAUGAUUUUUCGAAUCUCAGGAGAAAAAUCUUCAUUUCCACGAUUUUUGGUUUUUUUGCUCUAAAAUCCUGUCUUACUCGAGCAAAUGAGUUCUUCUUUUGGGAAAAAAUUACUGCGUAGUUAUUUAAAAUUUGUUCAAAGUUUCAAGUCAUUUGAGCCACUUUCAGAGAAGUUAUGCUCAAUUACCACUUUGAAAUACCUUUUAUGGCCAGUACUGUAUAUUAAACUGAAUCUACAUGUUUCUAUUGCUAUUGUAUCCUGGAAUUUUUAGUCUCAUUCAAAACCGUUUUCUUUUCUUUUUUUUCCUUUUCUCCUUUCUAUAAUUUUCUAACAUGUAACAGAUUCCAAAAAGCUCAUUGAUUGUUUAAAUUAAUUCAAGAAGUACCUUGACGUCUAUAACCAGGUAAGAAGAUUUUUUUCAUCUUACUCAACUUUGAAAAAAAUCUCUAAACUUCACUUUAUUUUUGUAAUAUUCUGCUUGUCUUGUUGUUACUGUUCUGAAUAAUGCUUUUUGAUUUUUCGUACCAAUAAAUAUUAUUGCCAGUCUCUGCAGAUGUAAAAAAAAUGAAGUUUUAUUGAAAAAAAUAUACUCUUUGAUGACCCAAUAAACGUUGAAAAACGGCUCUACACCUCGAUAAAUCCCUUCGAAUUGUCUAAAAAAACUUUUUGAAACUACUUUUUUUCCUAAUUAUUUUUUUCAACUAGAGACCCCCCUAAAAAUUAUUUAAAAAAAAUAGCUCUUUUUGUUAUUUUUUUGCUGCUGAUGUGAAGCUGAGUCAGAUCCAGCUUAGCAGGGUAUAUAGAAAACCUUUUGUGUAUUUUCCCAUGGUUGAAAAGCUCCGUAUAUAACUCCAAAACUCGCGUAUUUGUCUAAGCUCUUUCUUUUUUCUUAGUCUAAUGGCCGAAAUCGACGUUGGCAUCGUGGCCAAAUGGCUUCCCCGUUUUUUCUGCCUUCUUUCAUAUAUUUUCAAUAUACUACUGAUAUUCCUUGUUAUCACUCAAAAUAGGUGCAAAAUAGGCCCUUAUCGGCAAUUUUUGGUAUGUUUCGCUUUAUUCGACAUGAUAUACUCUGCCGUGGAUACUUUUGUGGGAAUGGUAAGAAAAAUUUUUACUGUUGGGGUCAAAAUUGUGAUUUCUAGGCGGCGCAUCACUACGAAUCCACGUUCACUGUUUUCGUCAGCCACGGUCCCCUUGUCGAUGUAUGAAAGCUUAUUUAGAACCACAGAAUUUCUGCAUAUUUAUUAUUAGAUCUAGAAUUGAUAGAUGAGCCAAUAGAUACCCAUUUAUAGGCUAUUCAAAAACCCGAUUUCAAGUUCAAAAAAGCCUAAGCUAAUCGGCAAACAUUUUCUAACAAAACUCAAAAAAUAAAUAAAUUGAUUCGUAGGAUAAUAUGAGAGUUAUACAGUGAGAUUACAGUUCAAAAAGACAGUUUAAUCUUGUCGAUGGAGCGCAAAAAACGCAAAAAAUGCGCUCAUUUUUUUCUUUUCUUGAAUUUCCGAACUGAUCAUUUUAAAAAAAGACUAGGACUUUCAGAACUCUUUUUAUAGAAACCUGAAGCUGGCCGGAUCGGGCUGAUAAUUCGUUGUUCGUUCAUUUGCCUGAGCUACGGAAUUUUCGAAGUACAUUUCAUUUAUCGCUACAUUGCCCUUUGCAGGUGACCUUAUUUUUUUCUCCAAGUUAGGAUUUUCAUCAAAAUUGGUCAGACUAUUUCUUGAAGCACAAAAUCUAUCUUAGUUUUCUAGAAAUCACGUCUCAAGGUUCAAGAAAGUUUUAACGGAUUUUUUAUCAUCCUAUCUGAAUUUGAAGCGUCUUUUCUCAAUAACUAGGAAAUUUUCCAAGUUGAACUUUCAGAAUCUUUUACAGGUAUAUCAAAAAUUAGUUUGAUCAGUUCGCAGUAAUAUAAGACGUUCCUUAUCAACUAUUAAAAAAUUUUCAGACCAAAACUGAUUCACUGGUUCACUCGACCACUAUUUAUUUUGGGGUGGAUCUGUUUCUGUCUAUCAUUUGGCCUAUAUUGGUCAAUUUGUUCAUAUUUAAUCUAUCUAGACGACGAGGACAGGGAAUUUCUUCGUGAAACUUUCCGCGUUAGCUUCAACGCCAAUAUCGACGACAUAGGCAUUCUUGGUAUCCGAUACAAGGUACGUCAUGGGGAAAGUCGAAACGAACAACUAACAAGGAAAUUCUCAGGCAACUCAACCGACUACGAUUUUGAGGACUUGCGUGGCGUUGGGAAUGGCUAACGUGGUAUCAAUAUCAGUGAUCGUUUCCUACUGUGUCAUGGGAUACAAGGUUAUCAUAGAAAGAAAAUGUUGA
Caenorhabditis auriculariae is the source of this 11423-nucleotide messenger RNA. Lineage: Eukaryota; Metazoa; Nematoda; Chromadorea; Rhabditida; Rhabditidae. The record is from the annotation of a GenBank genome assembly.